Messenger RNA from Carya illinoinensis, 2542 nucleotides. Its product is annotated as disease resistance protein RPV1-like. Gene Ontology annotation, biological process: defense response. The record is from RefSeq and is a predicted model, not a curated record. NCBI's taxonomy places the organism in Eukaryota, Viridiplantae, Streptophyta, Magnoliopsida, Fagales, Juglandaceae. The transcript is spliced from 3 exons. The coding region runs from base 1283 to 2113 and encodes 276 amino acids. Gene Ontology annotation, molecular function: protein binding.
UUUAAUUUGUUUCCUUCGAGUGUGCUACACAGCAGCUAGUAAUUUUCCAGUUAAUGGCUUCCACAAGCAGUAUUGAGACAGCCUAUUCAUCACAUCACUGUAAAUACAAUGUUUUCCUUAGUUUUCACGGCAAGGACACCUGUUGGGGUUUUACAAGCCAUCUAUACGAUGCUUUGAACCAGGAAGGCAUUAUGGCCUUUAGGGACGAUGAAAAACUGAAGCGAGGAGAGUUCAUAAAUUCAGGGCUCUUGAAAGCAAUAGAAGAAUCCAAGUAUGCAGUCGUCGUUCUCUCAUAAAACUAUGCUUCUUCGAGGUGGUGCUUGAUUGAACUUGCCAAGAUCGUUCAAUGCAGUAAUGAUAUGGAUCUGGUAAUUUUGCCCGUUUUCUAUCAUGUGGAUCCCUCUCAAGUGAGGAAUCAGGGUGGUUCUUUCGCAAUAGCCUUUUGAAAACAUACAAUAGAUCCCAGGAUUGCCAUCAAAGACGUGCAAAGUUGGAAAGCUGCUUUCUGACAAGUGGGUGAGAUCGCAGGAUGGCAUUUACAUGAUGGGGAAUAACCUAUGGAUGCAUGAUUUGUUACAAGAAAUAGGUCCAGAAAUAGUUUGUGAUGAAUCUCGAGAAGAGCCUGGCCAACGUAGUAGAUUGUGGGCAUGGAAGGAUGUGCUUCAUGUAUUGAACAACAAUACUGGAACAGAACAAGUUAAAGGCAUAGUCCUUGACUUUCCUCCACAAAGAGAUCAGGAACACUUGAACGCUGAUGCCUUCUCAAAGAUGAAAAAAUUUAGAUUUCUUAAAAUCUCAGUAAUAUGCACUUUCCUCAAGGCAUAGAUUAUCUUUCGAAUGAGUUACAUCUUAUCAUAUGGAAUGGUUACCCUCUAAAAUCCUUACCAACUAGUUUCCAAUCAGAAGAUCUCAUUGGACUCGUUAUGCAUUGCAGCCAUAUUGAACAAUUAUGGAAGGGAAUUAAGGUAAGAUUUACAUUAAUUACAGGAGUGUGUAUUUUCUCGUUUAAUUUAAAAUUAAUUUUGUUUUUUGCAGAGUCUUUUAUAGUCAGGAUUUCAUUUUGUCACAGAAUUUUGAAAAUUUAAGGUUUAUUGAGUUGUGUGACUCCCAAAAUUUGAUCGAAACACUAGACUUCUAUGGAGUCCCCAAUCUCAAGAGGUUGUUUCUUCGACAUUGUGCAAGCUUGUUAAAGGUGCACCCAUCCCUUGGAGCUCUCAAACAACUUGUUGUAUUAAAUCUAGAAGGUUGUAAAUGUCUUGAAAGCCUUCCAGAGAAGAUUUCAAUGGUAUCUCUUGAAUUUUGCAUUCUUUCUGGCUAUUCCAAACUUGAGAAGUUUCCUGAAAUAGUGGGAAGUAUGACAUCUUUGUUGAAGCUCAAUUUAAGCGGUACUGCCAUAGAAGAAUUGCCACCUUCAUUUGAGACUUUAUCUGGCCUUCAGCUUUUGAGUUUAGUCGAUUGUAAAAACAUUUCAAUUCUUUCAAGGGUUGUCUUUAGUUUUCCGUCCCUUGGAUCUCUCAUCUUAUCUGGUUGCUCAAAACUUGACAAAAUGCCGGGGGAUUUGAGGAGCAUGGAAUGCUUGGAGGAGCUUGAUACAAAUGUAACUAGUAUAAGACAAGUACCAUCCUCCAUUUUACAUGUGAAGAGCCUUAAAAGACUGAACUUAAACGGAUGCAAGGGUCUGGGACCUAAAUCAUGGGAUUUGCUCUUCUGUCAUUGCAUCUGUCAUCUAAGCUCCUUAUUAUGGCUGGAUCUAAGCGACUGCAAUCUAAUCGAUGGAGCGAUGACCUGUGACCUUAGAGGCCUAUCCUUACUAGAGAGACUAAAUCUCAGAGGGAACAAGUUGAGGAGCAUACCGUAUAUCAUUUGUCACCUAAGUUCUUUGCUAUUUCUGGAUCUAAGUGAGUGCAAUCUAUCGGUUGGAGCAAUCCCCAGUGACCUCAGAGGUCUAUCCACACUGCAAACUCUAAAUCUCAAAGGGAACAAGUUUACGAGCAUACCAAAUAGCAUUUGUCACCUAAGUUCUUUGGAAGUUUUGGAUCUAAGCGGCUGCUAUCUAUCGGAUGGAGCAAUUGUCAAUGUACAGCAGUCCUCUCGUUAUUUGUCAUCUUUGUAAUAUUGUAUAGUUGUAGUAUUUUAGAUUGUAGGCUACACAUGACACUGCUAAAUAUCAAGCUUAACUUAGGGCCUCACAUGUUAGGUGGUGCUAUACACAGUGCUGUCAAGCAUCAGACGUAAUUGAAAGAAUCACAUGUUAGGUGGUAUUCCCGCUCAAAAUAGACAGUACAUAGCCUUGUAAAUUUGUUCUAUAAAAUGGGAGGAAAUCCUCUGAAAGGAUCAUUGAAUCCAUUUGACAUGGUAUCAAAGCCUAAGGUUGUCUCUCUCAAAUUUUUAGAUUUCUCUCUUGUGUUUCGUCUAUUUCUCUUGUGAUUUGGUGUCCUUGGUACCUUCGGUCUUGUGUCUCGGCUUGGUCUGCUCUGUUUCUUUAUUUUCUUGGUUCUGUGCUUGAUUUUGGCAUCUCUUGAGCUUGGUUCUCUGUUUUUGG